GAUUUCGUAUAGCUGUUUUCUUAGCAUUUUGAAUUUGGGUUGUUUUGUUACUGAAUUUUACGUGAAUUAUAGCUUUUUCAGGAUUGGGUCAAUCCUGGGUAAAAUUUGGUUCCAAAACUUAUUUGAAAGGGGCUGUUCCCAUUCCGCUUACAAAUCGCUACAAUCUGCUGAGUUGACGGUAUUAAAAAUAUUAACCCCAUUAAUUAUCUGUAGCAAUAAGUGACCAGUGUUUCGUCGAACAUUCAAAAACAGUCUCUAAACCUGUUAGAACGUCCUAAGCACGUGAAAAGAAGAUAUCACAUUCCAAUUUGUCUGCUUCCCACAACAAAUCGUCGGGGGACCUCCCCGACUGCAAGUCCCUUUUUUUCUUUUCUCAACAAAUUUUCAGGGACCUAUCUCCAGUUUCCUUCUCACUUCCUCUUCUCUCUCUCUAAUCAUCAUUUUUUCCUCCUCCCUUUCUUCUUUCCUCCUCCUCCUUCAGCAGAGGAUGACGCCUCUUGUAUUAGUGCCCUUCGACUGAAAUGGCAUCAAGUUCUGCAUGAGUUAAAUGAUUACACAUGGGGCAGGCUCAACUUCCAGGUCAACUGCAAGGCAUUUCGCACCCGUGCAUCUGGUUCUGGCAGAUAAAAUUCUAUUCUGAGCAAAGCUUUUGGGGCAUUGUUUACACUUGUAUGCUUUUUAAACACUGUGUUUGAGAUAAUGGCGGAAAAGACUGGUAUUAUGAGAAAAGGCUUGGGGGCACUGCUUGCAUUUAAAUGGCUUUUCACCUGUGUGCGUUCGAUUAUGGCUCCUCAGAGAGGAGCUUCGAGCAAAGGUUUGGGGGCACUCCUGGCAUUUAAAUGGCUUUUCACCAGUGUGCACAUGAUUGUGGCUUCGUAGAUCGGAAUUUCGAGCAAAGGCUAGGGGGCAAUGCUUGCACUUAAAUGGCUUUUCACCAGUGUGCGACCGAUUAUGGCUUCGUAGAUCGGAAUUUCGAGCAAAGGCUCGGGGGCACUCCUUGCACUUAAAUGGCUUUUCAUCAGUGUGUGUUUGAUUAUGGCUUCGUAGAUCAGAAUUUCGAGCAAAGGCUAGUGGGCACUGCUUGCACUUAAAUGGCUUUUUACCAGUGUGAAUUUGAAUAUGGCUUUGCAGAUGGGCAUUUACAGCAAAGACUUUGGGGCAAUGUAUGCACCUAAAUGGCUUUUCACCAGAGUGCAUUCGAGUAUGAUUUAUCAGAUUGGAACUUUGAGCAAAGGCUUGAGGACACAGCUUGCACUUAAAUGGUUUUUCACCAGUGUGCAUUCGAUUAUGCUUUCUCAAAGACGAAUUUUGAGCAAAGGCUUGGGGGCACUUCUUGCACAUAAAUGGCUUUUCACCAGUGUGCGUUCGAGUAUGGCUUUCCAGAUGGGAAUUUCGAGUAAAGGCUUGGGGGCACUGCUUGCACUUAAAUGGCUUUUCACCAGUGUGCAUUCGAUAAUGGCUUCGCAGAUGGGAAUUUUGAGCAAAGGUUUGAAGGCACUGCUUGCACUUAAAUGGCUUUUCACGAGUGUGCAAUCGAUUAUGGUUUUUCAGAAGGGAUUUGUAAGCAAAGGCUUGGGGGCACUGCUUGCAUUUAAAUGGCUUUUCACUGUAGUGCUUUUGAGUGUUGCCGAGCACUUGAGCAUUAGAGCCAGACUUGGGAGGAUGCUGGCACUUCGAUUGUUCAUCACCAUGGGCAGUCAGAUGGCUCACAAUUCCACGCUGAUCUCUGGUGACAUAGGUGCAGGAACAGCAUCCGAACCAGAUGUCCUCGGUGACUUUCAGUGGGUAGCUGGUCUCCCUCAACAAUGCAGCUCCAUCACCUAG
Molecule: messenger RNA, 1824 nt
Organism: Ixodes scapularis (black-legged tick)
Lineage: Eukaryota; Metazoa; Arthropoda; Arachnida; Ixodida; Ixodidae
Exons: 2
Coding region: 1120-1824 (234 amino acids)
Source: RefSeq, a predicted model, not a curated record